AUGGAUGCCGGAUGCCGCGUCCGCCUCCACGGCCUCGUUGCGCGUGCCGAGCUCAACAGCACGGUCUGCACUCUUACCGGCCCGCAGCUGACGAACGGCCGGUAUCCUGUCAAGCUCGAUGACGGGCAGGAGCUCGCGGUCAAGCUCGACAACCUCACGCUGUCAGUGUGCGGUGAGCACGCUCCGUGCUCGGCACUGGCUCGGACGUGCUGGGGCUGUGGCGCGGUCGAGGGCGAAGUCGUAUUCCAGCAGUGCCAGCUCUGCGUCGAUCGGAAGCUCGCGCCGUCCUUCUUCUGUGGCCGCGAGUGCCAGAAGGCAUCCUGGCCACGCCACAAGCUGUGGCACGAGGAGGCGAAAGAGAAUGCGAGCCGUGGCGCCACGGACGCGGCACGCUCCAAGGAUGAAUUUGUCGCGACUUUCGACGAGCGUGUUCAGACGACAGCGCAAUCGCUCCAGGACGUCUUCGCGACGCACGGCUACAACGCGCAUGCGCAAGCCGAGACAUCGCGGUACAUGGAGAUGCAGACCGUGGGGCUCGGCCUGAUGCAUCUCGGCAACCUUGCCAAGGCCGCCAAGACCUUUCGAAAGUCGAUCAAGCUCUGCGACAAGCUUCCGUUUGGCUUCUACAAUCUCGCUCUCGUACUCCUCCGCUCCAACGACGCAUUCGGCGGCGCACAACACGCGCUCAAGGCCGUGGAGUGCCUCGGCCCUCUGCAUAGCACGAGCAGUGGAGUGCACGAUCAGACGUGGGCCGAAUGCUACUCGCUGGCCUUCAAGGCGUUCUACUCAGCGCUCCACAAGAGCCCUGCGACUGCGAUGUCAAUCGAGCCACCGUGGUGGAACGACGGCGACUUGCGGCGCAUCUCGAAGAUUAUCGUCGAGAAGCUGGCUUCCGACGCGGACGCGUGGGAGAUGCGCGCGUGGGUCCUGUGCGGCAUGAUCGCGCAUACUUACCCCACAUCAUCGAUCCCAGAACCAUCGAGUCACUGCCUGGAUUGCCGUGAGGCGGCGCGCUGCUUCUUUAAGCAGGCGGAGCUCGCUCCGAUGAAGAAGACGCGAUGCCUCGAGGCUGCGGCCAACUGCAUGCGUGAGGCGCAAAAGGUCGAGGAACUCGCGCGUCAACACGGCGUGCCCUUCGCCGCCCUCGCCGCCACCCUCUCCGUCCUCGCCACCGCCCUCCGGCGCCGCCCUCGCCGCGCCGCCCUCGCCGCGGCGGCGGCCGCCGACGCGUCAUUGCCGCUGAAUCAGUCCUCGCGCAGCGGCGGUGACGCGACGGGCACGUGCGCUCGUGCCGACGCUCGCGGCGGGGCGGGCGAGCCGGAGGGCGAGCCGGAGGGCGAGCCGGAGGGCGAGCCGGAGGGCGAGCCGGAGGGCGAGGACGAGGGCGAGGACGAGGGCGAGUACAGUUACGAGGGUGAAGAUGAAGAUGAGGAUGACGAGGAUGACGAGCCUGACCCCGAUUUCGAGGGGACUGAAGGUCCGCCGUCGUCGCCGGGCGUCUCGUACACCGUGCGCAAGAAGUUGAGCAGCCUGACACUCGACGAGCAGCUGCGCUUUGUCCGCUCCGUCGAGAAGAUGAUGGAGCCCGGCAAGGGCGUGCGCGGCAUGCGCGGCCAGAGCGCAGGCAAGUGCCCGAGGGUAUGGGGGCCACCCUAG
Molecule: messenger RNA, 1656 nt
Organism: Emiliania huxleyi CCMP1516
Lineage: Eukaryota; Haptophyta; Isochrysidales; Noelaerhabdaceae
Exons: 4
Coding region: 1-1656 (551 amino acids)
Molecular function (GO): protein binding
Source: RefSeq, a predicted model, not a curated record